Salarias fasciatus (jewelled blenny) is the source of this 3662-nucleotide messenger RNA. Its product is annotated as G-protein coupled receptor 26-like. The record is from RefSeq and is a predicted model, not a curated record. Lineage: Eukaryota; Metazoa; Chordata; Actinopteri; Blenniiformes; Blenniidae. Gene Ontology annotation, cellular component: membrane. Gene Ontology annotation, molecular function: G protein-coupled receptor activity. The coding region runs from base 709 to 1812 and encodes 367 amino acids. Gene Ontology annotation, biological process: adenylate cyclase-activating G protein-coupled receptor signaling pathway. The transcript has 3 exons.
UAUUGGCUCUGGUCUCCUUUCUGAUAUCUGAGCGGAGGACUAAAAUGUAAGUGCCUUUUAUUUAAAAAAAAAAAAAAAGAAAAAAGAAAGAAAGAAAAAAAUUGAAUCAACAGCAAAUGCUUGACUUGCAAAAUGUUUUAUCAACUAUUUAUAAAUUGUAACAUCUCGAUAUUUAAAAACUUCAUCACGUAUCCCUCAUUUGCAAACUGCAUCUCGCUUCCGAGCGCACUGACGUCUCAUUACCGCCAAACACGCAGUCCUGCGUCGUGCUUCUAUUUUUAAUCGAACGGGUUAUUUUUUGAACAGGCGCGCACCAACGUGGCUUAUACUCUGAUAUAAAAAGAUGGCAGUUAAUAAGUUGGCACACCGACAGCUCUCGGUACUUUAAUGUCCUUUUUUUUCAAAGCUGCCCACCGUGUCAGUGCGCAAUUGCGCAGCGGAGAGUCUGAGCUGAGAGACCAGUGGCAUGAACGGAGGGGGGGAAACCACCGCAUCGUCUUCAGAGCUCAAGCCUUCAGAUGUGACUCCACUUCCAGCCCAGCAUACGCUCAAGGUUUAGGACUCCAUGAAUUCCCUGUGCGUAAAUCUUCGACACUCGUGGAGACACUUGGAGCGGCUUCGCGUUUGGAUCCCUCUACUUUUGUGACUGUAACUCGCGAUGACCGUGCGCGUCAGGACUGUGGAUGUACUCCUUAAAAGUGUGGAUAUAUGAGCGGAAGCACCAUGAACCCAGCGGACAUAGCUGCUUCUGUGCUGGUUUUGGGGAUUAUUGUCGUGUCGCUGCUGUCCAACGUCGUGGUGCUGAUCUGCUUUCUGUACAACCCGGAGAUCCGCAGGCAGGUACCCGGUCUGUUUAUUCUCAACUUGACGUUUUGCAACCUGUUGCUGAGUGUGUCAAACAUGCCACUAACUUUGUUCGGCCUGAUCACCGCGGGCCACCCCGGAGGCGGCACCGUCUGCCAGAUCGUGGGUUUCCUCGACACGUUCCUCACCACAAACUCCAUGCUGAGCAUGGCGGCUCUCAGCAUCGACAGAUGGGUGGCCGUGGUGUUUCCCCUGAGCUACCACUCCAGAAUACGGCACCGGGACGCAGUGAUCGCGCUGGGAUACACGUGGAUACACUCGCUUUGCUUCUCCACGGUGGCCACCUGCCGCUCCUGGGUUGGCUUCCACCACCUUUACGCAUCGUGCACGCUCUGGAGCGUCAGGGCGAAGGGAGCCGACACGCAGUUCGUCGUGUUCACCGUGGCUUUGCACUCUCUCACUUUCCUCCUCACCCUGAUCGUGUUGUGUCUGACGUAUCUGAAGGUGCUAAAAGUGGCGAGGUUUCACUGUAAGCGCAUCGAUGUGAUCACUAUGCAGACUCUGGUGCUGCUUGUGGACAUUCACCCCAGUGUGCGCCAGAAAUGCUUGGACGAGCAGAAGCGGAGGAGACAGAGGGCCACCAAGAAGAUCAGCACAUUCAUCGGCACGUUUGUGGUGUGCUUCACGCCUUAUGUCAUUACAAGAAUCGUGGAGCUCUUCACCCCGGGGCCGAUCAGCCCUCACUGGGGGGUGCUCUCCAAAUGUCUGGCCUACAGCAAGGCAGCGAGCGACCCGUUCGUCUACUCGCUGCUGCGCCACCAGUACAAGAAGACCUGCAGCGUUCUGGCGAACAAAGUCCUCAAGAGGAGUCCGCUCAACUCCUCCUCGCUCAGGACCGAGACCAACACGGCGAGGAGCAACAACAACACCACCGCCGCCGCCACCGCCAACAGCAUCCAGCCGCCAGGCGACGGCCAGCCGCCAAGCGACAAGCCGCUCGAACCGUGAAGGCUUCCGCUCUCAGAGACGGUCUCUCAACUUUCUGGUGUUGGGUGCUUUGCUUUGAGGUUCGCACUUCUGAAAAGGAGAGUGACAGAAGAGGGAUCCCUCUGUGAUGGUGUGAAAUCGGAGCGAAUGAGUGCUUCACUCAGUUCCUCGCUGAAGGACAAGCCCGUUAUUAUUCUGUCACCAAACAAUGUCGCGACCUGGCUCUCCAUACUAGCCUUGCUGACGCUUUCUCUCAGGUGUUCUUGUCAAGGUUGUCACUGAUGUAGGUAUAUCAUAAAGAAAAACAAAAUGAUCUCAAAAGGCAAACACGGGGAACAGUUUUUUUUUUUUUUUUUCUUCAAGCAGCUGUUAUGGUACAAUGAUAAACAUUUCUAGCAGCAGAACUGUGUGAAAUAUGACUGAAGUGACCAUGAUGUUGGUAGCAAAAGGAACUGUCAAACAGUGCUGCUAUUCUUUUGUAAUGAUUCCUCUAGAGAAAUGAGUAACCUCAUGCUUGGAAAACGACAGCAGACCGGGCAGUUUUCUGAGCUCUGUGUGUAGAAGUUGUGAAAGCAUUCAGUCCAAGUGUAAAACUGUGGGGGGGUUUUUUCCUGCAAGCUGUUAGAGAUUCUGAUGAGAUAGUUUUGUAGCAUCCAGGUAAACUUGUGUCAUCCUGCCUGUGUAAAAUGGAAAGUAACUCUAUAGUGACUACUUUGCUAAUUCUGUGAUUGAAGGGAGAACUGCGGUUUAUGUGAAGGUAACAGGACAUGCACUGUUGUGGUGUAACUUUUCAUUAUUUCAUUUGCAAAUUCAUGCUCACAAUUCAUAAUAUUGAUUAGAAAAAUAGUGCUAUAGGUUGUAACUCAAUUAAGUUAAAGUAUGCACUUAAAUUGGUCAUUAGUAUUGAUUUCAAUUGACGAUCAAAACAACUUUACAUUUGGUUCAAUUUUCAAAUAAUGCUGAAGUUUUCUGCUAAAUUGAUUUUUAUGUUAAAACAUGGUAACUUGUCUGUUUCCUCCUCGGUACCAUUGUAAAACGGAGUAAAUGGAAAUCAAAUUUCACUGUAUUUACAAUUAGUAAAUAUGAAUGACUUUGCAACUUUGUGCAACACAUUUCUCUAAAAUUCAAAGCAUAUAAUGGAAACUUACGGCCAAAAAUGGAGACUAUAUUCAAAAAGAAAUGAUUGAAAAAGGCUUUGAUUGGAACUUGAAAUGCAGUAAGACUUGCACUGAAUGAUGGCACAUUUCAAAUAAAAUGUGAGUAUAACUUCUGACCUCAGUGACUAUUACUAAGUUAUAUAAAGGACGUGUUAAGAUAGAAAACGGAGACGUGUUUGAUAUAUUUCAGUUGUGGCAUUCAUACCCAGUUUUAUUGAAAUUGCUGUAUUUUCAAACGUUGAGACCUGAGUUGUAAAGUGCCUUGAAGACUUUGAACUCUCUGAUUUAAUCAAAAAUCCAGCAGAAACAUUUGAACACUCAGUAAUUCUGUUAAUAUGUUCUGUGCCGGUGUUAUUUGUGAUAAUGGCAUCUGUAGAGCACUUUGUUUUUUAUCAUUUGAAAUUCAUUUACUUUACCACAUUGUUAUUUUGCUGCAUCAAAGAAAUUGGGCUGAAAUAUUAUUUGAAUGUGGUAGCAAAUAUUCUGUAAUGUGAAUUUUGUUUUUUGUGACACAGAGUAACUGUGUGACAUCUGAGAUGUUAAAAUGAUUCCUUUUGGUAAGAGUGGCAAGUCAUGUUGUGUUUUUACUCUACUGUGACAGUAUGAAGCCUGUAAAAGACAUAAAAUCUAUUUAUUUUUGUCAAAUCUGUGUUUUAUUUUUUGCAAAAUAAGUUUGUGAUUAUAAUACAAUAAAUGCUGUGCAUUUUGACAUUU